Messenger RNA from Aegilops tauschii subsp. strangulata, 1047 nucleotides. RefSeq lists its product as uncharacterized. Lineage: Eukaryota; Viridiplantae; Streptophyta; Magnoliopsida; Poales; Poaceae. The record is from RefSeq and is a predicted model, not a curated record.
GACGCGCGUUCUACGACUUCCUCUCCUCUCUGUGCCCCCCAAUCCUCCUCGCCAACUCAUUCCCAGAGCACCAAGAAGAUCUGGAGAAGAGAGGAGGCCAUUGCUAGCUCCCCACCAUCCCCUUCUCCCUCUAUCUGCCUAGCGUUCUUGCUUGGUCGCCAUGGCCACCAUCCUGGAGAACAUCCAGAAGGCGCGGUUCCUGCCGACGAGGCCGCUGAGGGACGACCUGCCCACCUUCCAGGGCGGCAAGGAGGAGGAGAGCCACCUCAUGGGCCUGCGGAAGCGCCUCUCCAGCUUCUCCGGCAAGAUCCAGCCCAUCUCCUCCGCGUCCGCCGAGUGGGCGUUCAGGCGGACCCGGUCGGCGCCGUCGCUCGCCGCCGAGUUCGCGGGCGGCCCGCUCAAGCGCUGGUGGGACUGGGGCCUCGGCUGGCUGCUCUCCAAGAAGCUCGGCUUCGCCGGCGACCUGGAGAUGAACGAGGAGGAGGCGGCCGCGCUCGGCCGCCAAAGCAGGGGCACCUGGGCCCACGUCCUCUACAAGGUGCGCUCCGGGGUCCGCCGCCUCGUCGCGUCCGACCACUCGCUGCCCACCACGCACCACCGCAAGGCCUCGCUGCCCCCGUCCUCCUCCGCGCACCAGCACUGCAAGCCCGCGCCGCAGUUCGCCUACACCCAGAGCUUCCAGUACGGCCAAGCAAUGGCGCACUAAGCAGCUUGCUUUGCAUCUUGUUCUGGUGGUGUCCGCGAGAUCCAAAUAGACACGACGACGGGAAGGAAGCUCGUGAAGAAGGAGAAGAUUCAGGUCUCAGGUGAGAUCGAUGGGGAAGAUGGCUCGCUACACAAUUAUAUCUGGGAAUUUAGAGUUGUUAGUUUACCGUGCUGCUUUCUUUUUUGUGGGUAGAUCUAAUGUCUCUACGUAUAAUAGAUACCGAGUGUAUGCUGGUGGUUCUUUCCAUUCUUUUGAGGUCGUGGGUGCCAUGUAAAUGUUUGUGGAUUCCUUAUGUUUUUGCCUCCUGCGGUAAAUAAAAGCUAAUGCAGAUUCGUGGUCGA